AUGUCUGGCUACGCGCAGCACGACGACUUUGGCCAUCUCGAGGGAGCGUCGGGGUACUCGCUCGACUUGGACGACACCUCGUCGCUUCACUCGAGCGUACUCUCGUCUGCGCAGGCGACACCGGGACCUUCGACACCAGGCGACGCAGCGGACGCGCUCAUCGUCAACUUCGACGACCUCUCACUUUCGGGAUAUGGGGCGGGAGGAGCGGGAGGAGCGGGCGCUGGGCUGGACGGGCAGGACGCGGACGCAGCGGCAGCGAACGUGGCCAACUUGUAUGAGGAGGAUUUCGACGGGAUGCUCGACGACCUGAAUCGGGAGGAGUUGCCGCCGCAUGCGUGCAGCUACUGCGGCAUUCACAGUCCGGCAUGCGUGGUGCGCUGCCUCAUCUGCAACAAGUGGUUCUGCAACGCUCGCGGCUCGACCUCCGGCUCCCACAUCGUCAACCAUCUCGUUCGCGCCAAGCACAAGGAGGUCACGCUUCAUGCCGAGUCGCCCUUGGGCGAGACGACGCCCGAAUGCUACUCGUGCGGCGCGAAGAACGUCUUCAUCCUCGGCUUCAUCCCCGCCAAGAGCGACACAGUCGUCGUCCUUCUCUGCCGUCAACCCUGCGCGGCGAUGCAGAGCUCGAAGGACAUCGUCUGGGACACGACGCAAUGGUCGCCCUUGAUCGAAGACCGCUCCUUCCUCUCGUGGCUCGUCAAGGUCCCGUCCGAGCAGGAGCAGCUCCGCGCGAAGCAGAUCACGUUUCACCAGAUCAACCGCCUCGAGGAGCUGUGGCGGGAUAACGCGAAUGCGACGCUGGAGGAUCUCGAGAAGCCGGGUGUCGACGAUGAGCCGCAGCCGAUCCUGCUUCGCUACGAGGACGCCUACCAAUAUCAGAACAUCUUCGGCCCGCUCGUCAAGAUCGAAGCCGACUACGACAAACGCCUGAAAGAGUCGCAGACCCAGGACGGCCUCGUCGUGCGAUGGGACAUGGGUCUGAACCAGAAGCGGAUCGCAUGGUUCAACCUGCCGAAGCUCGAGUCGGGCGAGGUGCGGUUGGCGGUCGGAGACGAGUUGAGGUUGCGGUACAAUGGCGAGCUGCACAAGCCGUGGGAAGGUGUCGGACACGUCAUCAAGGUGCCGAACAACGUUUCCGACGAGAUCGCCCUCGAGCUCAAGCGCAGCGACCACGUCCCGAUCGACUGCACGCACAACUUCUCCGCCGACUUCGUUUGGAAGUCGACGUCGUUCGACCGUAUGCAGCAGGCGAUGCGCACGUUUGCGGUGGACGAGCAGAGCGUGUCGGGAUACAUCUACCACAAGCUCAUGGGACACGAUGCGGAUCCGCCGCAGGUCCUCCGUGCUCAGAUGCCGAAGAGGGUUUCCGCGCCCAACCUUCCUGAUCUCAACCACUCGCAGAUCUACGCCGUCAAGAGCGUCCUUCAGAAGCCGCUUUCGCUCAUCCAGGGACCGCCUGGAACCGGCAAGACCGUCACCUCCGCCUCGAUCGUCUACCACCUUUCGAAGAUGAACCCCGGCCAGGUCCUCGUCGCUGCGCCAUCGAACGUCGCCGUUGACCAACUCACCGAGAAGAUCCACCAGACGGGCCUCAAGGUCGUCCGCGUGACAGCCAAGUCUCGCGAGGCGCUCGAGUCGUCCGUCUCCUUCCUGACGCUUCACGCUCAAGUCGCCAACUCGGAUACGCACCCGGAGCUGUCGAAGCUCAUCCAGCUCAAGCAGGAGCAGGGCGAGUUGAGCAGUUCGGACGAGCGCAAGUUCAAGUCUUUGACGAGGAUGGUCGAGAAGGAGAUCUUGACGAACGCAGACGUCAUCUGCGCGACGUGUGUCGGAUGCGGCGACCCGCGACUCAAGAACCUCAAGUUCAGGACGGUCUUGAUUGACGAGGCGACUCAGGCGACUGAGCCCGAGUGCAUGAUUCCGCUCACGUUCGGCGUCAAGCAGCUGGUCAUGGUCGGCGACCACUCGCAGCUCGGUCCGACCAUCAUGAACAAGAAGGCAGCUCGUGCCGGCCUCAACCAAUCCCUCUUCGAGCGUCUUAUCCUCCUCGGCAACCGCCCAAUCCGCCUUCAAGUUCAGUACCGCAUGCACCCCUGCCUCUCCGAGUUCCCUUCGAACAUGUUCUACGAGGGCACGCUCCAGAACGGUGUCACGGCGCCCGAGCGACUGCGCAAGAAUGUGGACUUUCCCUGGCCGCAGCCGACGACGCCCAUGUACUUCCACCAGAACCUCGGACAAGAGGAGAUCUCGUCGAGCGGUACUUCCUUCCUCAACCGAACGGAGGCGUCGAACGUCGAGAAGAUUGUCACCCGCUUCUUCAAGGCCGGCGUCAUGCCGUCCCAAAUCGGCAUCAUCACGCCGUACGAGGGUCAGCGCUCGUACCUCGUCUCGUACAUGCAGAUGAAUGGCUCGCUCAAGAAGGAGCUGUACAAGGAGAUUGAGGUGGCCUCCGUGGACGCCUUCCAAGGUCGCGAGAAGGACUACGUGAUCAUGAGCUGCGUCAGGAGCAACGAACACCAGGGCAUCGGUUUCCUCAACGACCCGCGCCGUCUCAACGUUGCCCUGACGCGUGCCAAGUACGGCCUCGUCAUUCUCGGGAACCCCAAGGUCCUCAGCAAGCACGCGCUGUGGCACUACCUCCUCACGCACUACAAGGAGAAGAAGUGCCUCGUCGAAGGGCCGCUCAACAACCUCCAGCCGUCGAUGAUUCAGUUCAGCAAGCCUCGCCGCCCGUAUGACCGCAACGCCAGCAUGAACCGCUUCCAGCACGACGCGCGCGACAUGCUCAACGGCACGCCGAACGGCAUGGGCGAUAGUCGCAGCUCGAACGGCCUCCCCUCGCGCUUCGACUCGAGCUACUACCGCACGCACGACGCCAUCAGCUCCGUCCCGUCCGACGCGCAGUCCGUCCGCUCGCAGGCGAUGUACUCGUCCGGCUUGCCCAACUUUGGCCAGGCCGGCUCGGCGUACCUCUCGAGCAUGAAGCGCGGCGGCGGUCCGCCUUCGACAUUCUCGCAGGACUUCCUCUCGUCGGCCGACAGCGCGAGUGUGCGCGGAGACGACGCGAGCAGUAUCGUCAACGGGCUCGGCGGCGUGCCAGGCAGCGGCAUGAGCAGCGCGGCGAGCAGCGUCGGGUUCUCGCAGGCCGACAGGCUCAGCUUGGCCGACUCGGCGAGCGAGUACAAGUCGCAGGCUGGGUGGACGAACGACGACGACGCGAGGACGACGUACACCCUCUCGAACGUCACCGACUACUGA
This is a messenger RNA of Rhodotorula toruloides NP11, 3261 nucleotides long. Its product is annotated as ATP-dependent helicase NAM7. Gene Ontology annotation, cellular component: cytoplasm. Bases 1 to 3261 code for a protein of 1086 amino acids. The transcript is spliced from 11 exons. The record is from RefSeq and is a predicted model, not a curated record. Gene Ontology annotation, molecular function: RNA helicase activity; ATP hydrolysis activity; ATP binding. Lineage: Eukaryota; Fungi; Basidiomycota; Microbotryomycetes; Sporidiobolales; Sporidiobolaceae. Gene Ontology annotation, biological process: nuclear-transcribed mRNA catabolic process, nonsense-mediated decay.